AUGGUUCAGUUCUUUGUCGAUUUCAUAGCCUCCGACAGCUCUGCCUGUCUUGAUGAGGCUGGAAAUCAGGAGGACGAAACUGAUCACUCUGGCUUUGGAGAAGACCAUGUUUCGGAUAACGAAGUAGUACACGAACGUUCCAGUAAAGAAGAAGGCGACCAUCCAGGCAGUGAAGAAGCAAGGAAUUUGGAUAUAAGUCGAAAGUUCGAGGAAGUAAUCAAGGAAAAUGAAAAUGUUUUCUUGAGGUUUGAGAAAGACAGAUUAGAAAAGGAUCAGCUGAUCCACGAAUUACUUGAACAAGGUAAGAGAGACCUGACCAUAGCAAAACUGCAUAUGGAAGAACACGUCAGAGACCUCGAACGACUGAACAAAGAAAAGGAAAGAAAGAUCUUUUCAAUGUCCGAAGAGAUGCAGAAUCUGAAAAACGAAAUGAUUGAAAAGGCGAAGGUUACAGAAGUCCAAAUAAAAGAAAACGAGGAGAGAGACCAGAUGCUAAUUAUUUUCGAAAACACGGUCGCAGUUCUCUCGAUGGAGAAGGACACUUUGCAUCGAGAUCUACAGCAAAACGAUAAAAACCGAGAAGAAAUGCAAAUGAAAAUCUACAAGCUGAAUCAGGACCUGGAAGGACUUCGAAAAGAGAAUGGAAGGAAAGAGAAGAACAUAGAAAAGCUGAAGAGGGAGAACGAGAACAAGACCUUGAAGAUCAAAGGUUUAGAGGACGAGUUACAAUUCCUUACCAUUCAGACACAGAUGGCCCUGGAAAAUUUGAAAGAGCUCGACAAAUGUGAAAGAGAAUUAGCUGACAAAAACGAGGAACUCGAAAAGCUGAGAGAACAGGCCUUGCAGAGGGACAGAGAGAUCCUCCGAUUGGAAAAUCAGUGCACCCAAAAACAAUUGGAAGUCAUAGGUCUGCUGCAAGAAUCUAAAACUAUUGUAGCAGAACAACCGACGGCAAAUGGAAAGAUGAAUGACCUGAUUAGAAGGAUAGUUCGACUUGAAUUCGAACUUGAGGAGACGAAGGAGCAAUUGGAAACUAAGGAAUUUGAAGAGACGGAAGCAUUAUUGGAAUUCGAAAGACGCCAAGAAGAGAUCUUGGCGCAGGUUACGACGAUUAGCUGCUUGGAAACGAAAGUCAAAGUUCUUAAUGGACCAAAGGAUACUAAAGAAAAGGAAGUUUGCAGAACAGAGAAGACCAUGAGGAAAGCGGAUGACAAAAAGACUUCAGAUAAAACUCGAUGUCUGAGGAAGCCGCAAAUCAACUGCAGAUCCCUCUACCGACGAAUGGACAGCAUCAAGGAAGAACUUAGCCAAAUCAAAGGAUUACAACGACCUUCAGCUGACACCAAGAGGCACUCAAAGGCCCCGACUAAAACUCUAUCAACUGAGAAGCCUCUAAACAGAGAUGAAUUGCACCAGAAGAUGGGGCUGAUAUCUGCAGCCAACCUCCAACGACUGGAGCAAGAGGCUAAAAUGGUCCAAGAGCUCUACAAGAUAAACGCCGUCACAUAA
Molecule: messenger RNA, 1509 nt
Organism: Macrobrachium nipponense
Lineage: Eukaryota; Metazoa; Arthropoda; Malacostraca; Decapoda; Palaemonidae
Product: myosin heavy chain, non-muscle-like
Exons: 1
Coding region: 1-1509 (502 amino acids)
Source: RefSeq, a predicted model, not a curated record